UUCGGAGCUUGUACUCACAGAGGAUAAUUUCCGUGUUUUUUCUCGCGUUUCUGUUAAUACCUUCAGGAUUUUAAUGAUCCACCGGACAAAUCCCCCGGUGAAGACAUCAAAACAAGCGCGGAUUUGAUGUCGAUAGCAGAGAAUAAGCCGAUAAGUCUAAAACACACUCAAAUGUAUUAAUUUUUCCCUGGAUCAAUCUAAAUUAAAAUGAGCUGUCUCCGUCCUCAGAAGCACAUGGACUCCGAAGCCGCAGUUGUAGAUGACUGGUUCCUCAUGUAGUGAAGCUGCUCACUGAGGGGGAAAUAUUUUGCGCUUUUUUUUUUUUUUUUUUUGCUUCUGCUCCUCAUCCCGCUGAGUUUUUGGACGUCGGAUCUGGGUAGUUUUCUCCAGAGGGGGACCGUGAUCAACUCCUGGAGCUCAGAUCUUCCUCUCCAUCGGAAAAAAAAAGUGCUGAGCAGCCUCCUCUCCUCCGCUCUGAUUAUUGACCUACCCAGGGCAAAAAUCAGAGCCGAAGCGGUCGCGGAUAUCACGUCCCCACCGCUUAGGAUGAGACCGAGACCUGGCCGAGAGGGAGCCCCGGAGCUGGAGGGGGGGCCUGCGGCGGGGAGCCGGCGGGGCACGAGGAUGAAGGGCACCGGGACCGCUGGAGGGGGGAGCCGGUGUCUGCUCCUGGUUCUCCUGCUGCUGGGCUGCAGCUGCCACAUGUUGCACGGUCAAGAAGUGGCGCCCUAUUUCCAAGGGGGUAGAUGGGAACAGCAGGUGGUCUUGGAGGGAAACAGAAUGGUGCUGACCUGCCCAGCUAGAGGCAGCUGGCCUCUGCAAUACCGCUGGACCUUCAACAAUAGCAGCAUCACUGACUGGACAACAGAAUACAGGUUGUCCAUUACAUCUCUGAGGAGGACUGAUGCUGGCCUGUAUCAGUGUAUGGUGAGGAACAGAAUGGGUGCUGUUAUACACAGGAGAACAGAGGUGCAUGUAGCCUUUUUGGGGAAUUUCUCUAUGGAGGAGCAGAGAAGAACUGUGACUCAAGGCAGAGCAGCCGUCAUGAGCCCAUCUCCUCUUGCUUCCUUUCCUCGACCCCUUGUUACGUGGUACAAAGAUGGACAUAAGAUCAUCUCCAACAAUCGGAUAGCGAUCACUCUGGACAAUCAGCUAAUUAUCUUGGCCACCACUGCGACGGAUGCAGGGCGUUACCACGCUGAAGCCGUGAACGAGAUGACAGGGGGGAAUGUGACGAGUCCUGCCAUCUACCUGAACAUCUCAGUUGGCAAGAAAAGACGUGGGUCAACAGACCCGGAGUCAGAGAUUGUUGCUCCACUGAUUGUGAUUGGACCGAAAAACACAACAGCGGUGGCAGGAAGAGAGGCUAUACUGGAGUGUAUCGCUAAUGCUCGACCAGUUGAUGGCCUCAUGGUGUCAUGGAAACGUGAUGGGCGUCAGCUGGCCGGCGGUCAUCGUCUCAUUAUUCCUCACCCCAGCUCUUCUGACACAGGGUUAUAUGUUUGUGAAGCAUCGCUUAGCAACAGUACUGUCAAACCUGUGGAAGCAAGGGCACACCUCACUGUACUGGAACCACCUACGCUGAAAGUUCAACCCAAAAGAAAGAUCUUUGCUGAUCUCAACAAGAAUGUAGAUAUCCCCUGCCAGGCUUCAGGCGUACCACAGCCGAGGGUUGAAUGGUAUAAGGAUACUGUGCCUCUUUACAAAGUGGCCAACCCUCGCUACAAGGUCAGCGCUGCCACAGGGCUCACGGUGCACAGGGUGCAGCCAGGAGAUGGAGGAAUAUUUCAGUGCUUUGCUCGCAGCGCUGCCGGAGAGACUCAAGCACACACAGAAAUCCUUGUCUCCAGUUUGGCGCCUUCAUUAACGUCCCCUCCCUCUGACCACACUGUAACUGAAGGGGACAUAGCUUUGUUUGCCUGCCAAAACACCGGGGCUCCGAAACCUGCCAUUACUUGGAGGAAAGGAUCACAGGUUGUAGCUAGCGGCAGUGUCCUGAUUCCCAGGUUCACGCUGUUGCUGUCUGGCGGUCUACAGAUUCAACCAGUCAGCUUCCAGGAUUCAGGAGAUUUCACCUGCAUCGCCUCCAACUCAGUGGGAACCAUCAACGCCACUGCUACACUCACCGUCUUGAGUCGCACAGUCAUUUCUGUACCUCCAACAGAUCUGCGUGUUAUCAAGGGAACAACUGCUAUUCUGGACUGUAAUGCUACUCAUGACCCCAGAAUCAAUAUCAGCUUCAAGUGGGAUCGAGGAGGUUUGCCGGUUGUUUUGAGUGGUGGUCGUGUCGCUGUGCGCCAGGGCUCUCUCACUAUUGGUCAGACGUGGUCAGGUGACAUUGGGGACUACACCUGCACUGUGACAUCACAAGCUGGCAAUGAUUCCCGCCUUGCACGCCUUGAAGUCAUCGAGCUGCCACACUCUCCUCGCUCCCUGACUGCUUCCCUCAACGAUUCAGACUCGCGCUCUGUUCACCUGUCCUGGCUGCGUCCCUUCGAUGGGAACUCUCCUCUUCUGUACUACGUGUUGGAGCUUUCUGAGAACAACUCUCCAUGGAAGGUCUACCUGUCCGAGGUUGAUCCUGCAGUGGCCGAGAUGUCAGUGGGUGGGCUCACACCUGCCAGAACAUACCAGUUCAGACUCUGUGCUGUCAAUCAAGUGGGCAGGGGUCAGUACAGCACCGAAACGCAGAGGUUGAUGCUGCGAGAGACGGCACCCAGUGCUCCUCCUAAGAACGUUGUGGCCAGCGGCCGGACAAACCAGUCCAUUAUGGUCCAGUGGCAGCCUCCUCCAGAACCUGAGCUGAACGGAGUCCUGCGAGGAUAUGUACUUAGGUAUCGUCUGGCAGGGUUGCCAGGAGACUACCAGGAAAAGAACAUCAGCAGCCCUGAAACUAACUACUGUCUUCUGAAAGAUCUCAUCAUCUGGACUCAGUACCAGAUCCAGGUGGCUGCCUACACAAGUGCUGGCUUAGGCAUCUACAGCCGUCCCGUCUCUGAAUAUACGCUGCAAGGAGUUCCCACAGCACCUCCGCAGGAAGUGGAAGUUGUAGCUGUAAACUCAACAACCAUACGCUUCACAUGGAACCCUCCUCCUCAGCAGUUCAUUAACGGCAUUAACCAGGGAUACAAGCUGAUGGUCUGGCCAGAGCAGUCUCCGGAGGAUGUAACCAUAGUAACCAUCACUCCAGACUACCCCAGUUCGCGGCACACAGGAUUGGUCAACGGGCUCAAGAAGUUCACCUGGUACUUCAGCUCCACCCUCUGCUUCACCACACCUGGAGAUGGGCCCCGGAGCCUUCCCACCCUGCUGCAGACACACGAAGACACUCCUGGACCUGUCCGCCACCUGAGUUUCACUGAAAUAUUGGAUACAUCGCUCCGUGUCAGCUGGGAUGAGCCUGAGGACAAGAAUGGCAUCAUUACUGGCUACAUGCUGCGGUGGGAAGUGCCCGAUGUUGAGUCAAGUUAUGAAGAACGGUCCUUGUCCAAUUCCACCCUGCAGUACCAGCUGACAGGCCUCACCUCCACCACUGUGUACACACUACAGGUGGCUGCUCUCACGGCUGCAGGACGGGGUGCGGUCACAUCCUCCACCAUCUCCACCGGAGUCCCACCGGAACUUCCUGGUCCUCCCUCUAAUUUAGUCAUCUCUAACAUCAGCCCUCGGACAGCAACAAUUAGGUUCCGCCCAGGUCCUGAUGGGAAAACCGCUAUAUCCAGAUGGACGGUAGAGGGACAGGUGGUAAACAAGAAUGGCAAGGAAGAAGCAUGGAGAGUUGUCUACCAAAGAGACAACCAGCCCGAUGCAGACACUCUGGAGAUCCCCAACCUCAUCCCAUUCACUCAGUACAGGUUCAGGAUGCAGCAGGAGAACAUUGUCGGUUCCAGUCCCAUGAGCGCCCCCUCUAGGCUGAUUCAGACUUUGCAGGCUGCCCCUGACACACACCCGUCCAACCUCAACCUCGUGUCUGCUACACAGACCAGCCUACAUUUCAGCUGGAAGCCUCUUCCAGAGUCCGAGUACAAUGGCAGCCCAGAAACUGUAGGCUACAGGCUGCGUAUAUGCAGCACGGACAGUCAAGGAGAGGACAGGACUGAGGAUGUUGAGGGAGGAGGAGAAAUCACCAAGGCCACAAUAGAAGCCUUGAAUCCCUGGACCCAGUACCGGAUUCAGAUACAAGCCUUCAACUCAAUAGGACCAGGAACGUGGAGCGACCCUGUUGCUGCACACACUGCUGAAUCUGUUCCAUGCGGAUCACCAUUGAAUGUGACUGCUGAGGCGGUGAGUUCCUCCAGAAUCAUGCUCAGCUGGACCGCUCUUCCUCAGGCUCAAAGGAAUGGAGUUAUUCUUGGUUAUAAGGUGUUGUACAGGGAGAAGGACUCAGAAGGUCCUCCCAGUGUUCGGGCAGCAGAAGGAGAGGGAAAUGUAUCGCUGCUCCUCCGAGACCUCAGUAAAUUCACCAUGUAUGUGCUGCAAGUUCUGGCGUACACAAGGAUGGGUGAUGGCCCACCCAGCAAUCCUGUUCUGCUAAGAACCAAAGAAGAUGUACCAGGCCCCCCUGUCCGCAUGGUGUUUCCAGAAGUUCGAUUGACAUCAGUUAGAGUGGUCUGGCAGCCACCUGCAUUACCCAAUGGGAUACUAUUAGGCUACCAGAUCUCCUACCGGCUUGACAGCAGGGACCCUCAGCGCUGGACCACGGUGGAGGUGGGCUCCAACGCUCGCCAGUUCACCGUCACAGGACUUUCCCCCGAGCAGACCUACGUGUUCCGCCUCAUUGCUCGCACUGCCGUGGGCUGGGGCGAGCAACAGGAAGCCCUGGUAGUGACCACUGAGCGCAGAGAGCGUCCACAGCCACCCAGGAAGUUGUCUGUUCCUCAGGAUGAGGUUGAAUCUCGCCAGCUUCAUCUAUACUGGGUUGGCAGUGGGUCAGGUUCCUCACUUCUGAGAUACUUCACUCUGCACUUCAAGGAGCUACCCAGCGGGACUUGGAAGGCGCACACAGAUGAUAUCCCACACAACGUAACCACCUGGAUUGUUGACAGGCUGAAACCAUUCACAUCAUACAAGUUUCGGAUGUUGGCCACCAAUGAUGUUGGAAACAGUGUUCUCAGCAAAGAGUCGGAGGUCAUUAAAACUCUGCAGGAUGUGCCUAAUGAACCACCAGUGAUCCUCUCAGUGAAACCAACAACUACUACCUCAGUGCUUGUGCAGUGGAAGCGUCCUAGUGAAGGAAGUAUUAAUGGGAUUUUGACUGGAUACCGGCUGUAUUAUAGGGAGAUCCAAGGAAACACUUCUACUCUCACAGGAGCAGAAAGCCAGACCACCAAAAACAACACCACAAGUGCCCUCAUUACAACCAAGAGCACAUUCAAGACAGUCAGCAGCCCCUCACUCACAGAGUUUGAGUUGACACAACUGAAGAAGUUCAAACGCUAUCAGAUCGUAAUGACAAGCUACAAUAUCAUUGGAGAGAGCCCACCGUCCACUCCGGUCGAGGUGUCUGUUGGAGAGGCGGCUCCAUCGGUGGCGCCUCAGUCUAUCAAAGUGUCAGCUGUGUCUCCCUCCAGCCUUGAAGUGACCUGGGACAUGCCCCCCCUUGAGACCCAGAAUGGACUCAUCCAAGGAUACAAGAUCCACUACUGGGAGAGAGAUGAGCAGAACCAGACUGAGAAGGUGAAGGUGAUUUUUGUGCCAGAUACCCGUGUGCACCUCACCAACCUGACCAGCUACACACCUUAUCUGGUCACUCUCACUGCUUUCAACACUGCUGGUGACGGACCGCCUAGUGACCCCCGUGGGGCUCGGACCCUACAGUCUGCUCCCAGCCAGCCCAGCUACCUGUCGUUCUCUGAAGUGACAGGAGGGAGUGUCAACGUGUCUUGGGCAGCUCCACUCACUCCCAAUGGACAACUGGAAGGUUACAGAGUCAUUUAUCAACCCACUGCUCCUGUACAGGGAGUGACUAAACUGGUGACAGUGGACGUGAAAGGCAGCUGGCAACGAUGGCUGAAGAUUCGGGACCUGGUCAAAGGAGCCACGUACACUUUCAGUGUUCAGGCGCUCACAGUCAGUUACGGACCACCUAUUCAGGCAAACAUCACUGCUCAGCCUGUUAAAGGGUCUCCUGGGUCGCCCAUGGAAAUCUCCAUCUCCAGGAGUUCCUCCGGCCUCACCAUCCACUGGUCAGAGGGCGACGUCGGCGCAGCCUCUGUGACUGGAUAUGUUAUUGAGGCUCGUCCCUCAGAUGAGGGAGUGUGGGACUCCUUCAUCAGACUUCUCCCUCCCAGCAGCAGGUCUGUUUCAGUGCCGCUGGAGCGCCUGAGGCCCGGGAUCAGCUAUGAAUUUCGAGUCAUCGCUGUGAAUCGCUUCGGCUUCGGACAGCCCAGUACACCCUCAGCUGCUCUCACUGCGCUGUCAGAGCGUCCUUUUUAUGAAGAGUGGUGGUUUUUGCUGGUCAUGGCUCUGGUGGGACUCAUCCUGAUCCUGGUCCUGGUGUUCACCCUGCUGCUGCAUGGACACAGCACCAAGUACAAGGCCUGUGGCACAGGAAAACAUUUGGCAUCAGGGGAGGAGUCGGUAACGCUGGACAACGGAGGUUUCACUGCUCUGGAGCUAAACAGCAGAGCACUCAACACCAAAAACUCCUUCCUGAAGAAGAAUGGGACCAAGUCUCCUCCCAGGCCGAGUCCAGGCGGUCUUCACUACUCUGACGAGGAUAUCUGUAACAACUAUAAUGGAGCCGUGCUCACUGAGAGCACCACACUCACGGAGAAACCCACCGAGGUCUCUGAGUCAGAGUUAACGGACAGCGACUACGAGGACGAGCAGCCAAAGCACUCCUUCGUUAACCACUACAUGAGCGACCCCACCUACUACAACUCCUGGAAGCGACAGCCCAAAGGCCUGAAAGGGAUGGGCCCGCCCUUCGCCUAUGAUGAGUGUGCCACUGCGGACAACGAGCCGUACUACCAGACGGUGGUCACCCAGCACAGCACAGGUGGCGCGUACACGCCCACAGGGCAGCCUGCUCACACACACGUCAACCCCAACACCAACCCGCCGGGGUCGCGCACCCCUGUCACAGGAUUUUCUUCAUUUGUUUGACUCUAGAGACAGAAUCUGCACAAAAUAAUGCACACACGGGUACAUUGAAGGGGGGGCUCGUCCAUGUGUGUGUUUCAGGACUAAAAGGGAACUGGUCAAAAAACCAGCUGAAGAUGCCCCAAAGAAUUGAACUUUACACUACUCACCCGGCUUCUCCUCUCGUUCAUGAAGACCUGGUGUGUGUGUGUGUGUGUGUGUGUUCUUAUCCUUUAAACCUCUGUGUCACUGUGCUUACACACACAAUUGCUGUUCUUGUUUUCUUCACAUUCCCACUGGUAUAUCUCACCGGAUACUCACGCUUGCUCCAGAAACUCUCCAGUGAGAGCAAGAGACGAUGACUGGAUAAGUCCUUUUUUUUUUCCUUUGGUUUUUUUGUCCUGUCUGGGAAAGAAGUCAUCCUGGGGCUGGAGGAAGCUGGGAUUUCUGCACAAAACCUGAUCUCUGUUUUCUGUAUCCACACUGAAGUGCACAAGUCCACAUUCAUGUGUCCUCUGAUGGCUGAUUUCAGCGUUACUGACUGAGAAACAGGAACACAAAGGUCGUGGAGACUUAUUUAAAGGUGGCACAGAAACAAGAAGCUUUUGCUGACAGACAAGUUCGUCCACAUAAACGGAGCAUUCAAAGAUCACCACAGAGAAGAAAAAUAACAAUCAAUAAUGACAGUUUUUGAACUUGAAAAUAACAGAGAGAGUGAGCAGAAGAACUUAAAGCAUUCUCAGGAGUGUCGAGCGGUCUGAGACGUGUGAUGUUUGGGUUAGACUACAUAGGAAAUUGUGUUUUUUAACAGUUUACUUCCCGUUAUCCUUUUAAUGCAGCAUUUCAAGCCAUAAAGCUUGCACUGAGCCGAAAUCAAAACCAUUGCAUCUUUAUUCUGUUCAAAUCCUAUUUUCUACAAGUCUGAGUGUGACACGCGUGCAUACAAGCAUGUGUGUAAGAUGUCUAUUGUCACCUUCGAAGCCUGCUCAUGUGUCUGUAGUUCACUGCUAAGCAAAGCGUGCCAUUGUGUGUAUGUUUAUAUUUUUAAGAUGGAUUUUGUAAUGCCAAACCCUUUUUACUUGUGUGCUGAUGGACGUAGUUCAGCCCUGUUUGUGAAAAUCAAAGCAAACAGCUGAGGAGCCCUGGGGAAGGUCUGCGUGCUGUAAAUGAGGAGAGAGAAGAGGAAGUGAUGCUUUCACGAGAACCUUUAAAUAAGUCACAGUCAGAUGAGAGAAAGGAGCUAAUAAAGAGGAUAUUUUGUUCAAUCAUUACACGGUUUAAGUUUGGCUCAUGAAGCUCCACUAUCCAAACCUUGAUCACCCCUCCAGGUGUAACCAGGGCAACACUGUGGUACUCUGUUCUUCUCUUCAGCUGCACAUGAAACUCACAUGUACAUUUUGCUCAUGUAUGAUUUGAUGGUUCUUCAGCCAGCAGCAGUUUUCCUCACUCUGUCAAGCUUCUUUUGGGCCCCAUGCAGUG
This is a messenger RNA of Cololabis saira (Pacific saury), 8562 nucleotides long. Its product is annotated as protein sidekick-1-like. The record is from RefSeq and is a predicted model, not a curated record. Gene Ontology annotation, biological process: cell-cell adhesion. The transcript is spliced from 46 exons. NCBI's taxonomy places the organism in Eukaryota, Metazoa, Chordata, Actinopteri, Beloniformes, Belonidae. Gene Ontology annotation, molecular function: protein binding. Bases 547 to 7107 code for a protein of 2186 amino acids.